Molecule: messenger RNA, 1086 nt
Organism: Canis lupus familiaris (dog)
Lineage: Eukaryota; Metazoa; Chordata; Mammalia; Carnivora; Canidae
Gene: TRMT112
Product: tRNA methyltransferase subunit 11-2
Exons: 3
Coding region: 417-917 (166 amino acids)
Biological process (GO): tRNA methylation; rRNA (guanine-N7)-methylation; peptidyl-glutamine methylation
Molecular function (GO): protein heterodimerization activity
Source: RefSeq, a predicted model, not a curated record
UCGUGGUGGGCGUAAUUUACGGAUUGACCGCAGCGUUUCCUUACCCGGAAGCGAGGGGCGGCAGACGAUGGUGCCAGGCCGCCCGUGUAGGAGAAAAGCAUGUUUAUUUUGCAUUCAGCAAAGGCCCCUGCGCUGCGGCGGCUUUACACGUGAUCUACACUGAGCGUGAUCUGUAGUGAAUGGAAGCCACUGGGGCUACGCCGCAGUCCUCUGCCAGGCCGCUUCCGGCAGCAGCGCGUGACCCGACCAAGCUCUUCAAGCCCCUCCGCCCCGGCUGCUCGGGAACUUGCAGCAUGCCGGCCACUUCCGCUGGCCCGAGCCGUCCAAUAGGACAGAGACGGGAGCGGUUCCGGAAGUGACGCGAGGAGCGUCUGCUUUCCUCCGGUUCCGGCCUGGGGAAAGCGCGUUGCCGCGACAUGAAGCUGCUCACCCACAACCUGCUGAGCUCGCAUGUGCGGGGGGUGGGGCCCCGUGGCUUCCCUCUGCGCCUCCAGGCCACCGAGGUCCGCAUCAACCCCGUGGAGUUCAAUCCCGACUUCGUGGCGCGUAUGAUACCCAAGGUGGAGUGGGCGGCGCUUUUGGAGGCGGCGGAGACCGUGAGGACCCUCCCCCACGCCCGUGUUCACCUUCCGGGGGAGUGGGGCGGGGGGGAGUGGUCUCACCGCCAGCCCAGAGCGAGGGGCGGGACGCCCGGAGAUGACUUAGGCCUUUGCCCACAGUUGCAUCUGGUCGAGGUACCCAAAGGGCCGAUUGAAGGGUAUGAGCAUGAUGAGAAAUUCCUGAGGCAGAUGCACCACGUGCUGCUGGAGGUGGAUGUGUUGGAGGGCACCCUGCAGUGCCCAGAGUCUGGACGUCUGUUCCCCAUCAGUCGCGGGAUCCCCAACAUGCUGCUGAGUGAUGAGGAAACCGAGACUUAAUCGUGCCAGAUACUAAUUUUGAAGUCUGUAACUGUGUAUGUUUCUGUUUAUAUCUAGCCUAUUUGCUAGUCCGUCGUGUAUCCCCACCCGUGACCCAGUGACACACGAGAAACACGAUGUUCUUGAGCUCGAUAUAUUUCUUUUUCUCAUUAAAGGUUCAAAACCAAAA